This is a messenger RNA of Sorex araneus (European shrew), 5769 nucleotides long. RefSeq names its product lactase (gene LCT). Gene Ontology annotation, molecular function: lactase activity. The transcript has 18 exons. Lineage: Eukaryota; Metazoa; Chordata; Mammalia; Eulipotyphla; Soricidae. Gene Ontology annotation, biological process: carbohydrate metabolic process. The record is from RefSeq and is a predicted model, not a curated record. The coding region runs from base 1 to 5769 and encodes 1922 amino acids.
AUGGAGCUGCCUUGGAGACUAGCCCUGUUUGUCCUCCUCAGUGCUCCGUGCUGGGGCUUCGGCUGGGACAGAGAUUUCAUUUCAGCUGCCGGCCCUCUGACCAGUGACCUGCUGUGGAACCUGAGCGGGACCCAGGAAAGCCAGGAUUCUAAUGCGGGGGCCGGGGACCAAGACCAGAACAUUUAUGUGUGCCCCCAGCCACUGCCAACCUUCCUGCCGGAGUACUUUCGAAAUCUUCGUGCCCGUGAGGUCACCCACUAUAAAGUCUACCUGCCCUGGGCGCAGCUUGUGCCGGCUGGGGGCCCCGAGACCCCGGCGGGGCGCACAGUGCAGUGCUACCGGCGCCUGCUGCAGGCCCUGGGGGCGGCGGAUCUGCAGCCCCUGGUCAUCCUGCACCAGGGCGCCCUCCCGGCCAGCAUCCGCCACCGAGCAGGCAGCCUUGCUGACCUCUUCGCUGACUACGCGGCAUUCGCCUUCCAGUCCUUUGGGGACCUUGUUGGGAUCUGGUUCACGUUCAGUGACUUGGACGAGGUGAUAAAGGAGCUUCCCCUCCAGUCGAGAGCUUCGCGACUCCAGGUCGUCUCUGCCGCCCACAGAAAAGCCUAUGAGAGUUACCAUGAACGAUAUGCAGCUCAGGGUGGAAAAUUGUCCAUGGUCCUGCGAGCUGAAGCCAUCUGGGAGCUCCUGCUAGAACCUUCCACAUCUGCACUGGUCAAGGAGACGGUCGAUUUCUUGUCUCUCGAUUUGUCUUCUGAAUGCCAAAGCGAAGCAAGCUUCUCUCAGCAGCUGAGUAAACUGCAGACUUUUGUGCCAAAAGUGCAAGUUUUUAUCUUCAGUCUGAAACUCCAGGACUGCCCCUCUGCCGGAAAGAGCCCAGCCAGCUGGCUCUUCAGUCUUCGCAAAGCCAUCAGUGAGGAUUCAGUGCUCGUCAUUGGGUGUGAUGUGAAUACAUUCUUGAGCUAUUCAUCAAAUUCUUCAGAAAGUAUGUCUCGUUCUCUGACAGACAGCCUGAGCCUUCAGACACCUCUGGGAUGUGACUCUGAGAUGGCAGCAGGCAGUUCCAUCUCGCACUCGGCCUAUCUUCGUGUCUGGGAAGCAUUUUCAAACCAGUCCAGGGCCCAGAGGGAUGCAUUUCUGAGGGAUGCUUUUCCUCAGAGCUUUCUCUGGGGCGUCUCCACGGGAGCCUUUAAUGUGGAAGGAGGCUGGGCCGAGGACGGCAGGGGACCAAGCAUCUGGGACCACUGGUCUUUCCAGAAUGCCACUGAGAGUCACGCAACACCAGAGGUAGCCAGCAACAGUUACCGCAAGGUGGACGCUGAUGUGGCCCUGCUCCGUGGCCUCCGGGCACAGGUGUACAAAUUCUCCAUCUCCUGGUCCCGCAUCUUCCCCACGGGGCGUGGACGCCCCAACCCCAAAGGUCUUGCCUACUACAACAAGCUGAUUGACAGCAUGCUGGCCUCUCACGUGCAACCCAUGGCCACGCUGUUUCACUGGGACCUGCCUCAGGCCUUGCAGCAGGGCGGCGGGUGGCAGAAUGAGAGCAUAGUGGAUGCCUUUCUGGACUACGCUGACUUCUGCUUCUCCACGUUUGGGGACCGGGUGAAGCUGUGGGUGACCUUCCAUGAGCCGUGGGUGAUGAGCUAUGCUGGCUACGGCACUGGACAGCACCCACCAGGCAUCUCGGACCCAGGGGUGGCCUCCUUUAAGGUGACUCACUUGGUCCUCAAGGCCCAUGCCUGCGCUUGGCACCGCUACAACACGCACCAUCGUCCACAGCAGCAGGGACAGGUGGGUAUUGUGCUGAACUCAGACUGGGCCGAACCCCUGUCCCCAGACAGACCCGAGGACCUACAAGCCUCUGAGCGGUUCUUGCACUUCAUGCUGGGCUGGUUUGCACACCCCAUCUUUGUGGACGGAGACUACCCGGCUGCUCUGAGGGCCCACAUCCAACAGGUGAACCAACGAUGUCUCCAUCCCGUGGCUCAGCUCCCUGAGUUCACUGAAGCAGAGAAGCAGCUUUUGAAAGGCUCUGCUGAUUUCCUCGGCCUGUCCCAUUACACAUCCCGCCUUGUCAGCCAGGCCCAGGGAGAUACAUGUGUCUGCAGCUACGAUACUAUUGGCGGCUUCUCCCAGCACAUAGACCCUGCCUGGCCCCAAACCUCAUCUCCUUGGAUUCGUGUGGUACCCUGGGGUAUAAGGAGGCUGUUGCGUUUCGUAUCCUUGGAAUACACAAGAGGAAAAGUUCCCAUCUACCUGGCUGGGAACGGCAUGCCCACGGGGGACAGUGAAGAUCUUGAUGAUUCCUUGAGGAUGGACUACUUCAGUCAGUAUAUCAACGAAGUGCUCAAGGCUGUUAAGGAGGAUUCAGUGGAUGUUCGAUCGUACAUUGCUCGUUCCCUCAUCGACGGCUUUGAAGGGCCCCCUGGUCACAGCCAGAGGUUUGGCCUGUAUUACGUCAACUUCACCGACAGCAACCGCCCAAGGACUCCCAGGAAAUCUGCCUCCUUUUUCACCAGAAUCAUUGAAAAGAACGGUUUCCCCACACAGGUGGCACAAAGACAGCCACCACCCAGUUCGGCCAAGGUCCCCCCUAAACCCAGACCCUUCACGUCCCCCUCCCCGGUGCCUUCCCAGGCCAAAGCAGUCUGGGAAAAGUUCUCCAACCAACCCAAAUUUGAAAGAGACUUAUUCUACCACGGCACCUUCCAGGACGGCUUCCUGUGGGGCGUGUCAUCAUCCGCCUACCAGGUGGAGGGCGCCUGGGACGCUGAUGGCAAGGGUCCCAGCAUCUGGGACACCUUCACACACUCGCCAACCAGCCAGGUGAAGAACAACGCCACUGGCGACGUGGCCUGUGACAGCUACCACCAGCUGGACGCCGACCUGAGCCUGCUGCGGGCCCUGAAGGUCACGUCCUACCGCUUCUCCCUCUCCUGGCCUCGCCUGUUCCCCACGGGCAGGAACAGCUCCAUCAACAGAGCCGGCGUGGACUAUUACAACAGGCUCAUCAACGGGCUGGUGGCCAGCAACAUCUCGGCCAUGGUGACCCUGUACCACUGGGACCUGCCCCAGGCCCUGCAGGACACCGGAGGCUGGGAGAACCCUGCUUUGGUCGAUCUGUUUAACAGCUACGCCGACUUCUGUUUCCAGACCUUCGGGGACAGGGUGAAGUUCUGGAUCACCUUUAACGACCCCACCAGCCAGGCCUGGCUGGGGUAUGGGGCAGGGCUUUUCCCCCCGAAUGUGAAGGACCCCGGCUGGACUCCGUACCGGAUCGGCCACGCCAUCAUCAAAGCCCACGCCAGGGCGUAUCACACCUACGAUGAGAAGUACAGGGGGACGCAGCAGGGGGUGGUGUCGCUGGGCCUCAGCGCCUACUGGGCAGAGCCCAGGUCCCCGGGCGUCCCCAGAGAUGUGGAGGCCGCGGAGCGGAUGCUGCAGUUCUCCCUGGGCUGGUUCGCGCACCCCAUCUUCCGCAACGGAGACUACCCCGAGGCCAUGAAGUGGACCGUGGGCAACAGGAGCGAGCUGCAGGGCCUGGACGCCUCCCGCCUGCCCAGCUUCUCCGCGGCCGAGCAGCGCUCCAUCCGGGCCACGGCGGACGUGUUCUGCCUCAACACCUACUCCACCCGGCUCGUGGGCCACCGCACGCCCCCGCUGAAGCCCCCCUCCUACGAAAACGACCCCGAGGUGCACGUGGAGGAGGACCCCUCGUGGCCCGCCACGGCCCGGGAUCGCGCGGCCGCCUGGGGGCUGCGUAGGCUCCUCAACUGGAUCCGGGAGGAGUACGGGGACAUCCCGGUGUACAUCACCGAGAACGGCGUGGGGCUGGCCAACCCCAGGGUGCAGGACACCGACAGGACGUUUUACCACAAGACCUACAUCAACGAGGCUUUGAAGGCCUACAGGCUCGAUGGCGUGGACGUCCGCGGGUAUUCGGCACAGUCCCUGAUGGACAGCUUUGAGUGGCUGGACGGCUACACAGUCAGGUCCGGGCUGUACCAUGUGGACUUCAACGACAGGAACAGGCCUCGGACAUCCAGGGCCUCCACCAGGUACUACACGGAGGUCAUCACCAACAACGGCAUGCCGCUGCCCCAGGAGAACAGCUUCGUCUAUGGCACGUUCCCCAAAGGCUUCAUCUGGAGUGCGGCGUCCGCGGCCUACCAGGUCGAAGGUGCAUGGAGAGCCGAUGGCAAAGGACUCAGUAUCUGGGACACCUUCUCUCACACCCCACUGAAGGUUGGGAAUGAUGACACCGGAGAUGUGGCCUGUGACAGUUACCACAAGAUUUCGGAGGAUGUGGUGGCCCUGCGGAGACUAGGGGUGUCCCACUAUCGCUUCUCUGUGUCCUGGUCUCGAAUCCUCCCAGACGGAACCACCAAGUACAUCAACGAAGCUGGACUCAACUACUACGAGCGGCUCAUUGAUGCGCUGCUGGCUGCCAACAUCCAGCCCCAGGUGACCAUUUAUCACUGGGACCUGCCCCAGGCGCUGCAGAAUGUUGGCGGCUGGGAGAAUGAGUCCAUCGUGCAGUGGUUUACAGAGUAUGCCAACGUGCUCUUCCAGCGGCUGGGGCACAAGGUCAAGUUCUGGAUCACAGUGAAUGAGCCCUUUGUCAUCGCAAACCAGGGCCAUGGCUAUGGGACAGCGGCUCCAGGAAUCUUCAAACCCGCUACUGCCCCCUACAUUGUGGGCCACAACCUAAUUAAGGCUCAUGCAGAGACCUGGCACCUGUACAAUGACAAGUACCGCGCCAGUCAAGGUGGCAUCAUCUCCAUCACCAUCAACAGCGACUGGGCUGAGCCCCGAGACCCCACCAACCAGGAGGACGUGGAGGCAGCCAGGAGAUACGUUCAGUUCAUGGGAGGCUGGUUUGCACAUCCUAUCUUCAAGAACGGAGAUUACAAUGAGGUGAUGAAGACCCGGAUCCGUGACAAGAGCUUGGCUGCUGGUCUCAACAGAUCUCGGCUCCCCGAGUUCACGGAGAGUGAGAAGAGGCGGAUCAACGGCACGUUUGACUUCUUUGGUUUGAAUCACUACACCACUGUCCUGGCCUACAACUUGAAUUCUCAGAUCCCCUCCUUUGAUUCAGACAGAGGAGUUGCUUCUAUCUCAGAUCGCUCUUGGCCAGACUCUGGCUCUUUCUGGUUGAAGAUGACACCUUUUGGCUUCAGAAAGAUCCUGAAUUGGAUAAAGGAGGAAUACAAGAACCCUCCAAUUUACAUCACAGAGAAUGGAGUGUCCCAGCGGGGGGAAGUGGAGUUCAACGACACUGCAAGAAUCUACUACCUCCACAGUUACAUCAACGAGGCCCUCAAAGCUGUUCAGGACAAGGUGGACCUUCGAGGAUAUACAGUUUGGAGUGUGAUGGACAACCUUGAGUGGGCCACAGGCUACACAGAGAGAUUUGGUCUGCAUUUUGUGAACCGAACUGACUCUUCCCUGCCAAGAAUCCCCAAAGAGUCUGCCAAAUUCUAUGCAUCGAUAGUCCGAUGCAACGGCUUCCCUGACCCUCACAUGGGACCACACCCUUGUCUCCAGCCAGAUGUUGGCCCCACUGUCAGCCCUUCAAGAGAAGGGGGAGUUCCAUUCCUGGGUCUGACACUGGAUACGACAGAAGCCCAGACUGCUUUGUACACCCUCUUCUCCUUCGUGCUUCUUGGAGUCUGUGCUGUGGGAAUUCUGCUGUACAAGUACUGCAAUCACUCCAAGCAAGAGGAAACACAAGCAGGCCAACAAGAACUGAGCCCAGUUUCUUCAUUCUGA